AAAAAUGGGAAACGGCGAAAGAAAGUCUUGGUUAUUUCAUCAAAGAUACAAUCUUACACUAUACUUUCAAGCCUACUUCUUCACAGCUUUGGCAGUGGGCCCAGUGGAGUCGUCCGACGCAUCGAGGUUACACUGGUGGAAUGCGCGAUUAUGGAAUAUCACUUUUCCAGUCGUGUGGGUAAACAGGCUUUGGUGCAAUAGCUGGGUGCUUCAUCUUGUACAACAACCCUCGCACUUCCUUCUCAGGCCCGUAAGGCGCAUACUAUCAGGGUAUAACGUGGCCUUCCUUCCUCUGGAAUGGGCUCAAAGAGUAACUUGGUCGCACUAUAAGGAUGAACCUGAAAAUGCAGCUUUACCUUCACGGGGCUCUUCCAAGCGACUGGCAUCUUCAGCUGGGCCUCCUCCCAAGGCGCAAGCUCACUUAGCGACAAGCCCAAUCCCACAGAUCCGAUACCUAGCCCAUUCGGCAUCGCAUGCACAGGGGCGAUCCACACGCAUGGAUGAGGUGCGUACCUGACUUAAAAUGCGCGGCGAGACUCUUGAGUUCCGGAAGGAGGAUAUUUCGGAACACGGUUUUCCCAGAGACGAACGCCGUCGCUCCCAAAGGCACAGGAAGCCCGUCGCCGGUCCCACCAUCAUACCGACAAAUUUACUGAGGACUAGUCGGUACAUUGAAGCCAUACCGAGAGGUCACCCUAGGCGGCGAUAAGUCAUAUAGCGCAUCGUCGAUGGCACCAGUGAUAGAAACAAUUUCCCCCAUUGACCCUAUCCUGCUGUAAUUCUCGGGGUCAGAGGCCGCUGCUCUGGUGACGGGUCGACGUUGCGAGACAUCGGAGCAUCGUACUUGUACAAAGCAUUCCGGGAUUGCAUACCACAA
Molecule: messenger RNA, 877 nt
Organism: Desarmillaria tabescens
Lineage: Eukaryota; Fungi; Basidiomycota; Agaricomycetes; Agaricales; Physalacriaceae
Exons: 4
Coding region: 5-517 (170 amino acids)
Source: RefSeq, a predicted model, not a curated record